This is a messenger RNA of Fusarium oxysporum Fo47, 1509 nucleotides long. Its product is annotated as DUF1479 domain-containing protein. The record is from RefSeq and is a predicted model, not a curated record. Lineage: Eukaryota; Fungi; Ascomycota; Sordariomycetes; Hypocreales; Nectriaceae. The coding region runs from base 1 to 1509 and encodes 502 amino acids. The transcript has 8 exons.
AUGAGCAUCCUCUCAACCAGAUCCGUAGCCUCAAAGUGCCUGAAAUGCCCUGCAUUCCAGGCUGGCAAAUGUGCGGGAACCAUCACCAACAAACGACGUAUGGCAACAGAGGCCGUGCCUCCCACCCGGAAGAACAAGAAGGAGGGAGAUAUUUCGUCUGUUUUCACAUCAUUCUCUGGUCGAAAGGCCGAGCCGCUCCCUGAUAGAUACCGAGAUCUCAAGCGACAACUUACCACUGGGUUCGAAGAGCAGAUCCAAAAGUCGUGGGAUGAUCUAGUUGAGGUUCUCAAGGUCCGAACCGAAGAGGUUGCUACGAAAAGGGAAGCUAUCAUUCCUCAGGUCCAAUUCUCCGAUAUCCAAGCCAACACUGUACCCUCCUCCAGUAUUGAGGCUGUUCGAAGGACUGGCGUCGCUGUUAUCAGAGGCGUCAUGCCCAAGGACUCUACCGAAGCGCUUCUUGAAGAUGUCCGUGGCUACUUCUCGAGACAUGCCUUCAAGGGUUUCCCUGCGGACUCAGAUAAGAAGGUUGUUUAUGAGUCCUACUGGAGUCCAUCCCAGGUCAAGGCUCGAUCGCACCCCAACAUGCUUGCUACACAGACGUGGAUGAACCAGUUCUAUACUGCUGAUGCUGAUCAAAAGAUUGAUCUCAACACUCCCCUUUCAUACUGCGACCGAGUUCAGAUUCGUCCCCCUGGAGAUACCCAAUUUGCCCUUUCGCCCCAUGUAGAUGGCGGAGGUGUUGAAAGGUGGGAGGACAAAUCCUACAAUCACGUCUACCGAAAGAUCUUCCAAGGAAAGUGGGACGAGUAUAACCCAUGGGAUCUCACUGGUCGACUUGACGCCAACAUGAACAUGUACGACGGACCAGGAGGAUGUUCCGUGUUCCGAACCUUCCAGGGCUGGCUCGGACUAUCUCGCCAUGGACCUCAACAAGGAACACUGGUUGUCCAUCCUAUUCUGCAGCCUUCUACAGCCUACUGGAUGCUUCGACCAUUCUUUAAGCCUACUAGAAACGGUUCCCUGGAUGGAUGGAAGUUCUCUCUUGAUGAUGACGAUGGCAACGUCUUCCUUCACGGCGCCAACCCUGGAACAGCACAGGAGCACAACCCCGACCACCACCCUCACCUCCGAUUGAGCGAGACCAUGAUCCCAUAUCCUACUGUUGAGCCCGGUGAUACCGUGUUCUGGAGCGCGGACACUAUCCACGGUACAGAGAACAACAAUACAGGCGAUGUAGAUGCCUGCGUUUUCUAUAUCCCAUCGGUCCCAUUGACUCCCAGCAACGCGCAUUACGUCGCGCAACAGAGGGACGCCUUCCUACAGGGAAUUCCUCCGCCUGACUUCCCCGGUGGUGCCGGAGAGUCCGAGUUCUCUGACAAGGCCACCACCGAGGACAUUCUGAGUGACUCUGGGAAGCGAGCGAUGGGUUUAAGCCCUUUCAGCACUUCAGAGACAACUAAGGAGAAGGAGAGUCUAGUGUCUGAGGUAAACAAGAUUCUGGGCUACUAA